CCCUCACAAUAUCUUUCCUUUUCUGAUUUCUCCCUACCUCAGUGCCUCCCUAUCUUUCUAUUUUUUUCGCGCUGUUUCUUCACUGUAUCAACUUUUCCUUUCUUUAUUCCUCUGGACCUCAAAAAUCCAAUAGAAAACGAAAAUGAAAAACAAAAAGGUAACAUCUUUGAAACCUCAAAAUCAAUCAAACACUCACAAUUUCCACUAACUUCCCACUACUCAUCACCAAUGGAUCGUCUUCUCAUCACCCCCAUCUUUCUCUUUCUUCUUCUCAUCACUUUCUCUCUCUUAUCAGAGGUGCAGUCAACUACUUUCAAGAUAGUCAACAAGUGCCGUCACACAGUAUGGCCCGGAGUAUUAACCGGAGCUGACAGAGCACCCGUUAACCCAACCGGGUUUACUCUCAAGAGUGGCAAAUCUAAGACUCUCAAAAUGCCCAGGUCUUGGUCGGGUCGGGUUUGGGGUCGGACCCUCUGCUCGAACGACCCCUCAAACGGUGGUAAAUUUACUUGCGUCACUGGAGAUUGCGGCUCCGGGAAGGUGGAGUGCGCCGGAGGCGGCGCUAUACCGCCGGCGACUUUAGCUGAGUUUACACUUAACGGUGACCAGGGUUUGGAUUUUUAUGACGUCAGUCUUGUGGAUGGGUACAACCUUCCUAUGCUUAUAGUUGCUAAAGGAGGUACAAGAGGGGGAUGCAGUGCUACGGGAUGUUUAGUGGACUUGAACGGCGCGUGUCCUAGAGAUUUGAGGGUUGCGAGUGGGAAAGGGAGUCACAGUGAGAGCGUUGGUUGUAAGAGCGCGUGUUUGGCGUUUAAUGAUCCAAUAUACUGUUGUAGCGAAGCGCACAAUACGCCUGACACGUGUCAGCCUUCGAUCUACUCGCUUUUCUUCAAACACGCGUGCCCACGCUCUUACAGUUAUGCUUAUGACGACAAGACUAGUACCUUCACUUGUGCCUCUGCUGAUUACUUGAUCAUCUUCUGCCCUCUCCCUUAUACCAGCAUGAAAGUGCUAGGAUUGAGGAAGGAUCCAGCUGAGCUGCCACUGGUUAAUAAAACAAUGAUGUACAUUGGAAGGCAUCAUCGAAGUGGCUAAUUUACAAACAGAAGUUGAAGCUGGGGAUUUUGUUUACGUACCCAAAUGCUAUCAAUCUCUCUCAUGUAAAAUCAUGUGCUACCUUGUUUCGGUGGGGAACUCGUCGGUAACAAAUGACAAUAAUUGUGUAUAUGAGCUUGUAGCUUCUUAUAAAUCUGCAACUUUUUCAUUUUUGCUUUACAUUUUGCUCUCCAUUGCUUUUGGUGCUUGGAAGGGUCCAUAGUGUAAUGUCAUGGGCAUGUCGAGCAAUGAGGCAAAAAAGUCUUAAAAUGUUUUUAGUUGGUUCAGAAAACAGAUUUAUGCCUCCCUUUCUAUAUUUUGUUUUGUUUUUUGGAGUUUGUAAAGGUAGUGGUAAUGUGGUGGACAAAUCAAAACAUUUUUUGAACAUGUUGAAGGUACAUAAUAGGAUUGUUGAGCUGCUUAGAAUAGAAAUAGACAUUUCGUACAGUUUUGGUUAUUUGAUUGGUUUUAUACAAUAUUGGACUGUGAUGAGAGCUUAAAUGGAGUGAAGGUUCAUAUAUAUGGCCUAUUAAUGCAA
Molecule: messenger RNA, 1633 nt
Organism: Nicotiana tabacum (common tobacco)
Lineage: Eukaryota; Viridiplantae; Streptophyta; Magnoliopsida; Solanales; Solanaceae
Source: RefSeq, a predicted model, not a curated record